Molecule: messenger RNA, 804 nt
Organism: Parascedosporium putredinis
Lineage: Eukaryota; Fungi; Ascomycota; Sordariomycetes; Microascales; Microascaceae
Source: the annotation of a GenBank genome assembly
AUGUCCAAGGCCACCCUUGGGUCGCUCCCCAUUGAGCUUCACAUCCAAAUCCUCUCCUACCUCGACCUCGAGCCGCCCUCUUAUUCGAGGUUCACUAACAGGCCCACCCCGCACAUGCUAGACGCUCCCUCCAACCAACCUCUCAAAAGUGUUUCCCAACAUGGUCCUCGUCGUCGAGCCACCCUCGACGACGAUGAUGAAGUAGACACGCAGCCCUCUUCCGAUUCUCUACUCGUGAACUGCGAGACGCUCUGGGAGACACUCUUCUCCGCCAUUGAUCCGCUGAGAUUCUCCAUCAUAUCGCGACCCGCCCGCUUCGGCCUGCUUCUUGCCCUUCCCCUUGACUUUGACACUCUCUGGAGCUACGGCAGCCACGAACACGUCCUAUCCUUCGCGCGGGACAGCCGCCUCGUGAUGCCAUCCCCACAACUUCCGGCAAGCGAUCCCGUGCUGGCACCGCGCAGCAGAAUCUUCACCAUCCGGCCGUGGACCGCAACCCUGCUCAACGAAGGAUGCAACCUCGGGGUGUACAAGACUGCCCUGGAGGCCGGCGAUAUCGAUGUGCGUGAUUUGUGGUUGGAGCGCAACGCGUCGUAUGCCGCCCUCAUGACCAACUUGUUCGCGUGGACCGCCUCGACAAAUUGGAGGAGUCUUCGAGUGCUGGAAAGCGGGGAUACAGCGGACAAGCAAGCUUGGGACCUGGCUGCCCACUACAUGCUUCGGGGCCAAACGAAGAAGUGGGCCAUCGAACGCGACGGCGUCUUUGUUUGGGUCGAACCAGAUGCCGCAAGAGCCCGCGAGUAA